AUGGACCUGAUUACAUUGUCCUGGAAGAUACAAGUUAAAAACCAGUUGCAGGCAGCUAAUUCUUGUUAUAUGACCUUGAUAGUAGAGCUCCCCGAGCUGCUCCUUCGGAUUGCUCUUCUAGUUGCAGAAACCUCAUCCCCAUCCUCUCUGAUCUGUGGAAACAAGGGAGAGUAUAAAAAUGGACGCUGCUUUUGCCCAGAGGAAUGGAUAGGACAACGUUGUGAGAUAGUUAAUUUCUGUGAAAAUAGUAUUUACCAAGUCAACUCUUCAGUAAAGUUUACUUUUACAAGAAUUAUAGUAGACAGAUAUGGCUAUUCUGAAGAAAAAUGUAACAAGUCCACUGUAAACGCUGGUACUCCAAUAGCAAGCCGGAAGUGCUCCAAAAUAGGAGGAAAACCUACUCUAGAUGAUGUGAAGUUUGUGGAUUGCGAUACGAACCUGAAAAUGCUAAAGGAUCAGUUAAGCACUCCAGAUAAAAUUUUGUCCAUUGCCAAUGAUACCCAGAUCCUUACUUCUGUGCCGGAGAAACUGACCACUGAGAACAUCUCUAUUGCUGCUGAUAUUGCAGGACAGAUUCUGAAAAAUUAUUCUCAGGAAGCUACUGCUACAGUGGCUGCAGUGGCUACAAUUAGCCAACUUUUGGAUGCCAGAGAGAGUGAAUUCAACUUUGCAAAUAAUAACCUUACUAAUAUUACAGCAAGCCUCACACAGACACUGGAAAAUUUCUCUUUGAAUGGCUCUGCUGUUCAGCCCAAUAUUGCAGUUAAUCACAUUUCAUUGAAACCAACUACAACAACAGCUUUUUUCUCUGCACAGACAGUAUCAGGAAGUUUACAGUCUGAAAAUAUUAAGGUAGAUGAAAAUGUCUCUGACUUGAAAACUGACAACGAUACAGAAGUUCAAAUAUUGAUCAACGUUACAAGGAACAGCAGUUCAUCUGGAGAUGGAAGUAUUGGCUUUGUCUUGUAUCAAAAUGACAAAUUUUUCCAAUCAAAAAAUUACAAGACUCAUUUUAAUCAUGCUAAACAAAUUAUCUCUGGCAAACUUGCUAAUGGAAUAGAUGUUAAUGAUGUUAAAAUGGUCUUCAACCCAAAGUAUGAUGCAUCGGAAAUGCUGCUGCACGAUUAUGCAUGUGUCUUUUGGGAUUACAGUGCAAAUGACUGGAGCACAACAGGCUGCACAAAAGAAGGAAACAAAACGGAAUUGAGAUGCAGGUGUAAUCACACUACUAGUUUUGCUGUAUUAAUGAGUUUCAAGAUCAAUUACAAAUACGCAAAACCUCUAGAGAUUGUCUCAAACAUUGGUAGUGGAUUCUCCAUUGCUGGUCUGGUUAUUACCAUUCUGUUUCAAAUUCUCACCAGGAAAACACGAAAAUUCUCAGUUACCUGGAUGUUGGUGAGUCUCUGCACAUCCAUGCUGAUUUUCAACAUCAUCUUCAUCUUUGGAAUUGACAACUCAAAUGCCAAGAAUAACACUGCUGUUUCCACCAAUAACGCCGUACUGGACUCAGACCGGGUAGAUCCUCCUGAAAAUGCCUUGUGUACUGCUGUAGCUGUCUUGCUGCACUAUUUCUUGUUGGCAACAUUUAUGUGGACAGCGCUCAAUUCUGCACAUUUGUACUUACUGCUGCUUAAAACCCUGAGGCCCAUUCCUGGACACUUCACUUUAAUCAUGUCAAUAAUUGGAUGGGGAGUGCCUGCUGUAGUGGUUGCUAUAACACUUGGAGCUACCUAUAGAGAGGGCAAGCAAUUAAACUACCGACAGGAAGAGUUUUGCUGGCUUGCAGUCCUGGAUGACAAAGGGGAAGUGAGCAUAAAAAAGCCCAUGAUAGGGGCAUUCCUUUUGGUAGUGGCAGUCAUCCUUCUGUUUAACAUUAUCAUCUUUGUCAAGAUCACUGUCUUUGUUAUGUGGAAGAAGGACACAAAUCUGACAAGCAAUAAAAAGAAAUCAUUCACAACGAAGAUAUUUGGCACUUUAUCUAUAGCUGUGGUGCUUGGAAUCACCUGGGUCCUGGGCUAUAUGAUGCUAAUAAAUCAAGAGGCAACAAAUAUUGUCUUCAGCAUUUUGUUCUGUAUUUUCAAUGCCACCCAGGGACUUCAGAUCUGUAUUCUAUACACUUUCAGAUCACCAAUCUUCAAGAAAAAGGUUACUGAGCUGUUUUCCUAUGUCUCACUGCCAGAUAUACCGAUUUCCCUGCAUUCAAAGACUUAUUAUCUUUUAAAAUUCCGUUAUAAAAAACACACAUACGAGAACUUCAAACCAUCUGAGACCUUUUCAGAGGAAACCUCCUUUUCCAGCAAUGAUCAGACACCUACGAAGAAUUAAAAUGUAAAAUCACAGCUUUCUGAGUUUGUUCUAGAUAGAGAUCAUUGGUGUUUUGAGUGACAUGACCACCACUCUUGGAACAACGCUGGGCACAGAUCAGAAGACAGUAGGACAGCUCCCAAAAAUGUAAGGCAGGAUAACAGCUGUGCAGAGCUUAUAUGUGGCACUUUAAUUGUACACAACUAAGUUCUUACAAGGGAAGUUGACGGUCAUUACAAUAUUGCACAAAAUAGAAGGGCAUCUGUCUGACUUAGUCAUGUCUGUCUGUUCUCCCAGAUAUAUCUAUUCCUGGCCUAUCUAAUAUGCUCUGUCCAAAGGUAGUCCUCUUUUCCCUUUCAUAAGUAAUUCCUGUUUAACUAAAGAACAUAAGCAAUAAAUAAAUAAAUAAAUAAAUAAAUAAACAGUAGAGUUCUUAUUAGCUCUGUUUCCAUAUUCUAAAUCACUAUUUGACUGUCUUUUAGAAAAAGAUCUUUAUUUUAGAGUUGCCUAUUGAGCUUCCUUGCUAGAAGCUGUUUAGGAUAAGCUGCUGCUAUAAAUGCUAUAAAAUGAUGUCUGACUCCAUGUGGUAGA
Molecule: messenger RNA, 2895 nt
Organism: Chrysemys picta bellii (western painted turtle)
Lineage: Eukaryota; Metazoa; Chordata; Testudines; Emydidae
Source: RefSeq, a predicted model, not a curated record